CUCCGCGGGGGCGCGCAGGUCAGAAUGCGCGCUCCCAUCAAACCGGAGUUGGAAAAAUGGUGGCCAGCGCUCGAGUACAGAAGCUCCUCCGACGUUAUAAACUCGCGAUUGCCGCCGCAUUAACUAUCCUCCUGAUCCAAGGGCUCGUGGUAUGGAGUCUGAGAAGUCUGGAAGAAGGCGAGGCGGAGAGAAAAACAAGACGGUCUAAGCUGCCCGAUCACAACAGCCAGGACCCCAAAAGAGACGGCGCGCUUUGGGACAAACACAAUUCUCUGUCGGGAAGGAGCAAGGGUAGAUGGAGCGCCAGGUUAGAGAGGACAGCGGGCACGGCAGCCAGCGCACUGAGGAGGGGGAACAGCCGCCGAGGUGGAAAGCCUGGCACCAGGCUGAAGACUCCCCAGGAGCGUUGGAUGACGGAGGCCGGGCAGGACGGCGUGCUCCUCCACGAUCUGUCCAGCAGCCGGAACUUCAGCGAGAUCCGCGGCGGCGUCGACGGGGCGGUGAGGUUACCGGCCGCGGCCAUACCGGGAGAGCCGGGCAGCGUGGACGGCGCGCACCAGUCCCUCAGCAGUGACUUUGUGCCUAAAUGUGACAUCAGGGGCAAAGACGCUCUGUCCGCCCUGCACCGCGCCGGCUCCCAGCAGUGCCGGCAGGAGAUCGCCAACAUCGUCUGCCAGCAUCAGGCCGGACAGCUCAUGCCACACGCACUUCCUCAGUUUUGUCCUCAGCUCGGUGUGUCGCAUCCAGUCCAGGCCUUCGGCGAGCUGGAGAACAGUCUGUCCCGAGUGGAGAACCCUGUCAGAGUGGCUUUCGUCCUGAUGGUGCAUGGGCGUGCUGUCCGGCAGCUCAAGCGCCUUAUUAAAGCCAUUUACCACCGCGACCACUACUACUACAUCCACGUGGACAAGCGGUCCGGCUACAUGCACCGGGAGGUCCUGCAGAUAGCCCAGCAGUUCCCAAACAUCCGCGCCACGCCCUGGCGGAUGGUGACCAUCUGGGGAGGAGCCAGUCUUCUGAAGGCUUACCUCCGCACCAUGCAGGACCUGCUCUCCAUGCUGGACUGGAAGUGGGACUUCUUCAUCAAUCUUAGCGCUACUGAUUUCCCUACUAGGACCAACGACGAGCUGGUGGCUUUCCUGUCGCUGCACAGAAACCAGAACUUCCUCAAAUCCCACGGGAGAGAGAACGCUCGAUUUAUUAAGAAGCAAGGCCUCGACCGUCUCUUCCACGAGUGCGACAACCACAUGUGGCGUCUGGGCGAGCGCAGCAUCCCGAACGGCCUGGAGGUCUCGGGCGGCUCCGACUGGUUCGCGCUCACGCGCCGCUUCGUGGAGUACGUCAUCACCUCCCGGGACGAGCUGGUGUCGGGGCUGAAGCAGUUCUAUACCUACGCGCUGCUCCCCGCUGAGUCUUUCUUCCACACGGUGCUCGGGAACAGCCACAUGUGCGAAACCCUGGUGGACAACAACCUGCGCGUCACCAACUGGAAUCGAAAGCUGGGGUGUAAAUGUCAGUACAAGCACAUAGUGGACUGGUGUGGCUGCUCCCCAAACGACUUCAAGCCUCAAGACCUCAUCCGGAUUCAGCAACUGACCCGUCCGACGUUCUUUGCCCGGAAGUUUGAGUCAUCAGUGAACCAGGAGGCCAUUGACAUCCUGGACACCCACCUGUACGGCCAGUACGCUCCAGGCACCGUGGCCGUCAAGGCCUACUGGGAGAGCCUGUUCGAGCAGCCGGACGGGAUGGGCUCUCUCAGCGAUGUGGCUCUCACUGCCUACACCUCCUUCUUCCGCCUUGGCCUGAGCGGUCUGGCGACCGCUCAGAGCAAGACGGAGGCCUGCAGGCUGGAAGCAGUGGGUUACCCUCUCUCUGUACAUUUGUACUUUUACGACGACCGUUUCCAAGGCUACCUGAUCCGUCAGGAGGUCCAGGCUGCGGAGUCGAAAGCCAGAGAGACGCUGGAGAUGUGGGCCCUGCCUCAAGCCACACUUGUCCUUGGGAAAAACCUGAAGGAGUUUGAAAGGCUGAAGAACCUGGAAAUCGGUACGGAUUGGGACCCCAAAGAGAGAAUCUUCCGGAACUUUGGCGGCGUGGUCGGCCCUCUGGACGAGCCGCUGGCGGUCCAGAAGUGGGCGCGCGGCCCAAACCUCACCGCCACCAUCGUGUGGAUCGACCCGGCCCUGGUGGUGGCGGCGUCGUACGACAUUACGGUGGACGUGGACGCGGAGUACACCCAGUACAAGCCUCCACUGCAGCGCCCCCUGCGGCCCGGCACCUGGACGGUGCGGGUGUUGAAGCAGUGGGAGCACAUGGCGGAGGUUCGCUUCCUGGUCAUACCUUUAACCUUCAAUAAUAAGGCGCCGCUACGCAAAGAAGAGGACAGCUGGUUCCAUCUGGGCCCGCCAGGGAACCUGUACCUGGAGCAGAGCUUCCAGCAGCUGAGCUCGGUGCUGAAGCUGCCCCCGCAGGAGCCGGCCAUGCAGGCAGCUCAGCGGAACGCCCAGCUGGUGGGCCGGCCGCUGGAGGCCUGGGUGGACAGCAGCGUGGGCCAGUUCUGGGUGAGCGGAGGCCUGUGCGCCACGCAGACCUCUUCCUGCCCGGCUUUGGGACCUUGCUCCAAAACCACUUGGAGCUCCCUGUCCCCCGACCCCAAGUCUGAACUCGGCCCCGUCAAGAGCAACGGACGCAUCAGGUAGCGACCCGAGGAAGAACCGACUCCGUCACACGCAUAGGAAGACUGUUGGACAGUCGGACCUCCAGUGACGACUCGUAGGAGGAUCGUUCUGAACCAGAAUAUCGUCUGAGAGCUCAGAGCGGCGUCAACAGGAACCCCCUGCACUGAGGAGCUGCAUCUCUGCUGGAAAUUUGCACAUUCUAAGACUGCAACGCAAAGAUUCGCACCACUGUUUGGUGAAUGGGUACACGAAUUCCAGACUGAUUAUUACCUUUUAGUCGACACACAGGUUUUCCGGUCACGGUCUGCGUUGGCUGAAGUGCGUCGAGAAAAGCCCCUCUGCACACGUGCGAGCUCCGCCCGAGCGCACAACUUUUCUCUUCUUUGAAAGAAUCAGGAAGCAGUGGUGGAAAAGCAUCAGCAGGCUCCGUGCUGUAUCUUCAUUUCAAGGGAGAGUGGAACCUUUGUAUCGUAUUAUUGUGCUUAUUUUGAAGCAUUGUGAUGAAAGCAUGUGGGACGGAUGGAUGAAGUGCACUUUACUGUAAGACUCUGACGUUACACAAAGGUCACUUGGGUACAGGGUGAGAAGUUAAAGAUGAGUUAAUGUUUUUUUUUGUGUGUUUUUUUUAAAUCUACAGUAGGCACAUACCUAGACCUCCACUCCCUGCUGCACAGACACAUCAGCCGUGACUCGGGUCAGGAAACAGAUCAGAUAAAGGAACGGGGUUUAUGGGUAUGGCGUCGUGUUUUAUCGUUGUUGUGUUUACUGUGACUUAGCACCGUUUUUUUUUUUUUAUUUCUGUCUGCAUUUCCAUGUGUCCGAUCGCCUGAAAUGGCUCCAAAGUGUUAUUCUUUCCGUUGUCUCAAAAAAAAAAACCCACUUUGUUGUUUUCUUGGUAAAAGGAAGUGCCUAGAUGGCUAUCAGCGCCGCAGAUAGCAAAGAUAUCUCCGAAAUUCCUCUGAAAUAGUUGUUAAAACACGCUCCUGUGAAAAGGUACUCGGUUUCAUAAGGACUUGACAAACUCCAGUGGAGUUGGUUCGAGUUUCUUUGCCAGUUUGACGUAGCGUGUUUUAAUGUCGUUGUAGGAGGCAGACUAAGACUGAUCUACAAAACUAAAGAAAUGUGUGAUUUGUAGCGUUAUUUUAUUUUUUUAUUUUUUUGGGGAAAAAUACAUUUCUUGUUUGACAUGAAGAUUGACACCACUUUCAUUUCAAAUCCACCUGUGAGCAUUACAAACACGUACAUCUAUCUAAUCUUAAAAGAAAUCCAAAAUCAUUGACCAGUUUGAAAUUGAGGGAUUGAUAACAUGAAGGGUUUCUCUUUUUAAUUCCUCUUUGAACUCAAGUUGAUUUAUUUCUAUUGAGCUCCGCUGUUACUGGAACUGAUGCUGAAAGAAUCCUCACUGGUGAUGAAAUCAGUUUGUUGCAACCUGCAUUACUAAUGACAUUAAAUCAAAGUUUUUUGCUGUUAACCAUUUAAAUUAUUAUCCAACUUAAUAGUGCAACAUUAUUUUUUUUCUAGUUUUCCCCUAAUUUAACCAGCGGUCAGUGGCUCAUUCUUUUUAUUAACCAUCUUAUGUGAAAGUUAUGUCAAACUCUUCUUGGAAAGAAAACAAAUUAUUACCCCCCAAAAAAUUGACGUGGUCCUUUCAUUGCAAGGCUUUUAACAUUUUAUUCCUCCUUUGUGUCCAUGAGGAACAUGAUGGUAUUUUUUUGUGCUCUCGGUUCUCAUCACUUCAUCAUUUCAUAAAGUUUGUUUUCAUGUCAACUUUUAAAACGUGCUGCCCACUGUAUGUUCAUGGUCUUAUUUUUUCCGUGCGAUCGUUGGAAAAUCUCAGUUGCCUUGAUAUGGAAAAUAGGAAUUGUUUACUAUGGAAUAAUAAGAUCCAGAGAUGUGCAAUUAUUGCCUUUUCAGACAAAAAAAGAAAACCCCUCGUCUGUGUUUCACUUUGGAUUUUUACUGUUUUAUGCAAGCUUUCCUGUUGUGAGAUGACGCUGGCCACCGUAUGAGUUUUAAGUGACCUUGUUUACCUUGCACAGCGCCGUUGCUUCAGUGAAGCUCCGCUUUUAUCCAGAGGAUUGGACCGAUUCAUGGUUGGAACAGACGUUAUUUUUCUAUCCGGCUGCUGAGGAACUUGUCUGUAUCGUGCGUUUAUCACUGAGCACUCGAAAACUGUUUGGAACUGCUGUCUUAACUGUGUCACGUUCAACAGCCCACCUGUUCAGUGUCUUGCCAUGCGGACCCUCUCCUCUGUGUUUUUUUUUUUUUUUUUUGCGGGGGACGGGGGCGUCGGGCUCUCGGUCCGAGCGGCGCCAUUCUGGCCUGGUGAGUCACUGUGGCCGCGUUGGGGACUUCAGCCAGAAACUGUUUGCCUCUAGAAAAGGUCGUAGACAUGCAGACU
Molecule: messenger RNA, 5076 nt
Organism: Salarias fasciatus (jewelled blenny)
Lineage: Eukaryota; Metazoa; Chordata; Actinopteri; Blenniiformes; Blenniidae
Gene: xylt2
Product: xylosyltransferase II
Exons: 11
Coding region: 57-2696 (879 amino acids)
Biological process (GO): heparan sulfate proteoglycan biosynthetic process; chondroitin sulfate proteoglycan biosynthetic process
Cellular component (GO): membrane
Molecular function (GO): protein xylosyltransferase activity
Source: RefSeq, a predicted model, not a curated record